Messenger RNA from Glycine soja, 891 nucleotides. RefSeq lists its product as uncharacterized. The coding region runs from base 126 to 608 and encodes 160 amino acids. Lineage: Eukaryota; Viridiplantae; Streptophyta; Magnoliopsida; Fabales; Fabaceae. The transcript has a single exon. The record is from RefSeq and is a predicted model, not a curated record.
ACUUUCAACUUUUUUUCCUACCGAAAGCUUAGUCUAAGAGUCCAGUGUCUCUAUAUCUAUCUACCAUAUAUCUUCCUUCCAAAAUCCAUCCUCUGCGAGUGAGUGUUUCGUUGGAGUCAGAGGCGAUGAUGUCUUCAAUUAGAUUCCUAUGGAUCCUGGUGGUGUGUUUGACGGCAUCAUGCGCGCUAAGCCAACCGCAGAAGCUAUCAGCGUACGAUGUUCUCAUGGAGUACGGCUUCCCGGUGGGUCUUCUUCCGAAGGGAGCCAUAGGGUAUUCACUGAACAGAGACAGCGGCGAGUUCGCUGUGUAUUUUGAAGGAGCCUGCAGCUUCGACAUAGAAUCCUACGCGCUCAAGUACAAGUCCACAAUCACGGGUGUGAUCUCCAAGGGCAGGCUCUACAAUCUCAAAGGUGUCACCGUCAAAAUCUUGCUCCUGUGGCUCAACAUCGUCGAGGUCUCUCGUCAGGGCAACGAUAUUUACUUCUCUGUCGGCAUCGCUUCCGCUGAUUUCGGCGUCGAGAACUUCCUCGAGAGCCCCCAAUGUGGUUGUGGCUUCGAUUGCAAAACGCUCCCCUUAAACGGUGACGUUUACGUUUCCUCAAUUUAAUUACGCUUUUCUGUGAUUCAAUUGGUGAACCAACGGAUUAUUGGGUUGCAAAGUGUAGUAGAUCUAUCUCUCUCUUUUUUAUGCUUUUUAAGUUAAUAAUUAGUCCUACUUUUUAUUAUCGGGGUAUUGUUUGUUUCCCCUCAAAUGAUUUUCAGCAUAGGGGAUUCCGCCCUUUGUGGUGCCAUUUGCCUCAGAAUCCAAACAAAUGUUACUUGUAUCUGGCAAUACUCUAUUAUUGUCUUGCCCAAAUCCAUCAUUUCAUUGGAUAUAUCGCUCUUUUUUA